Molecule: messenger RNA, 1422 nt
Organism: Fusarium verticillioides 7600
Lineage: Eukaryota; Fungi; Ascomycota; Sordariomycetes; Hypocreales; Nectriaceae
Exons: 2
Coding region: 1-1422 (473 amino acids)
Source: RefSeq, a predicted model, not a curated record
AUGGUCCGCUGGCACUCGUUACCUACCGAGAUCCGUUGCAUGAUCUUGGAGGCCCUGGACGCACACCACGGAAUCGCACUCUUCGCUUCCGUCUCGAAUGAAUGGCGAACCUUCAUCGAACAGAGGAACUUUUCACAUAUCAGACUCAACCCCACGUGUCUCGACCACCUCGAACAGCUCAACGACCACUACAGGGGGCAGAUUAAGCAUCUAUGGCUCAAUAUAGAGCUCAAAGGAUAUACCUGUCGAGCAUGCCGAAAGAGAGAGUCGGCGACAUUGUCAUAUUCUAUUGCGGUGAUCCUGAGAGAAGCCAUCACCAGGUUAUUCCGCAUCCUGACGACGUGGAGAGAACCUUUGACUCUGGAACUUAACGUUUACUGCCCAAGCGACUCACAGCACUGGUUCAAGAACAGUUACUUCGGAGCUCCUGGCGAAGAUAAAUUCGAGUGUGAAAAGCCUAGUGAAGAUCUCAUUCACGAUCCCGGUCACGGGUGGGUUCAAGGCAGGGUCACUGAAGCGCCACCAGACGAUGCUCUACGACGCCCUUUUGGGCUAUCUGAGUUGAGAUUUCGAGAGAAUCUUCCUUCUGUCAAUGCCGUGACGAAAUUUGUCCUACGCCGCCAGUGCCGUCAGCAGUUCGAUCCUGAUGUUAUACGAUACCUUUGGUCAAAGCUACCAAACCUGGACGAGAUCCACUACGAACCAUGGCAGUCACACAUGAACGUAGUACAGCAAGUAUCAGAUAUGGAUUUUGUAAGAACAAUCCAACAUAUCCCAGCAAGCGUUAAAAAAUUCACCAUAUUCGAAGAUUUUAAUGAGAGUUUCCUGGAAUUGUAUGCACUUGGUAGAGGCAUUUCGCCAUUCUUAAAUCCAGGACGAGUCAGACUUCCUUUUCGCAAACUGGGCGGGGUAUUUGCUUUGCGAAGCCAGAGGCUUGAGCAUCUUUCCGUCGCUUUCAUGAUCGAUGCCCAGCAUUUCUUCGACGCGUGCCAGCCAAGUUGGAGAUGGCCUCGACUAAAAACUCUCACAUUGACACACCGAGCUUUCUCCAAGGCCGACGUCCAUCAGACCAAUAAGAUCUUCCAAACCGCUGCACAAGUCGCACUCAAUAUGCCUGAGCUUCAGGCGCUGACUAUGUGGCACGGAGAAAGAAGAGAAGCUUGCGCUUUUACCUAUCGCAGAGAGCAUGGUUCGAUAUGCUGGCAAGGCACAGUAGAUGUGAGGCUGGAGUCGAAGACUCUUGAGGCUUGGGAGAAGGUAGCUGUCACACACGCUGGCAGAGUGCUCACCGUUAACUCAAACGUGUUCAUGGAGGAUAUCACGUCUCAUGGGGACGCUAUUCAUCAUUUGGGUCUGCAUCAUGUCGUUGACAGAGUGUCGCUACAGCAAAUACGGAUCGAGAAUAGGGUCUCUUGGAUUUGA